UAGGUAGGGGCCGCUCUGAUCCACACUUCAGUCUGGAAGGUGGCGGUAAUGCACCUGAAGAUGGUUGCCAACCGCCAUUAAAAACAGCCGAAGAAGAAGACGAGGAAGAAGUUGGAACAGUUUACGCUGCAAAAACACACAGAAGGUUGCGACGUUUGCUGUCGUAAACAACGUCAAUAUGUCUAAACGAGCAGCGUACGGCUUACACUGAAAGCUAACUAACGUAUUUAGUUUUUGCUUCAUUUGGUGAAUUGAUCAUUGUAUUAUAUGGAGACCGAGAGUUUACUAUGAAACUCCGGGUGCAAACUGAUAGGAGUGAUUCCAGAAUAGCACUGAAGCUGAGGGAUUUCCCUACUAUAAUGCAGCCUAAUUCAAGUGAGCAGGGCGCUCAUGCAGGAAAUGGUUUAUCCCUAAUUCUGCAACCAGAGCUUCUAGCCAGGACACCUGCCACUAGUGCAGCUGCAGCCAGCCCUGGGAGCAAUGAGGUGUGGGUACCCAUGACAGGCGGGCCUGGGGACUCCAAUGGAGGCACAUCAUCCAGGAGGUCCAGAGUCAACUCCCGUGGUAACUCCCAUUCACAUUCACACGGGCAAAACUGGACACAGCACCAGUCCAAUUUGGAGCCUGAUCUUGACCCGCCUGACUCUGGUCUGGAUCCUGGAGAACCCAGUCCCUCCUUGUCCGAGCUUCGCUAUCUCUUCCGUUGGCUCCAAAAGAGUCUUCCAUUCCUCCUCAUACUGUGUGCUAAACUGGUCAUCCAACAUGCUCUUGGUCUGGCAGUUGGGGUUGGCCUCUUGAUGACCUUUUUAUAUGUGAAUAAUAGUAUCCAAACUCAAGUGUUUCUUCAGGAUCGUCACUCCAAGCCGCAGUGUGCAUGGCUGCUACUCUUCCUGACCUCUUCCACACUCCUGCUUUACUACACUUUUCUCACUGAAACACUUUACCAUUGCCUCAUCUUCUUCAGCCCAACCAUUGAGCCACUGGGUUUCUGGGAGGUUCUAUGGGCAGUUGGCAUUACUAACUUCAUAAUAAAGUUUCUUUUUAUGGGGAUUAAGUGCCUUAUUCUGCUGCUGCCAUCUUCACUAGUAACCUACAAAUCCCAGGGGAGGUGGCUCAUGCUUACCGAGGAGCUGGGUCAGGUCCACCAGGCCAUGGCUCCUGUUUCACUGUGGUUCCAAUACCUGGUUAUCUACCAGGAGGCCGAGGGCACUCCUGGACUCACACUGGGGGUCCUGCUGGCUUUACUCUACCUCAUACUAAAGCUUUUAGGAUUCUAUGGACAGUGGACGUCUUUACUGAAAACUGUGAGGAUAGUUCUGACGGGUGAGCAUACAGGCACAGCAGCCACUAGGAGUCAGUGCAGUGAGGCUGGAGACGUCUGCUCCAUCUGCCAGGGGGAGUACAGGGAGCCUCGGGUUCUACUCUGUCAGCACAUAUUCUGCGACGAAUGCAUCGCUUUGUGGUUUAACCGUGAGAAAAGCUGCCCUCUCUGCCGCACUGUGAUCACACAAAAGGUCUACAAAUGGAGGGACGGAGCAACAUCCCCACACCUGCAGAUUUAUUGAUCGAUAAGGCACAGGUGGGGAGCUUUCAAGUGUGGGACAUUGGUGUUAGCUUGCAUUUAAUAUGUGAUGUUUCUGUGGCUGUCAAACCACACAGGCAAGUAAUGCUGUACGCACCGAUUCAUUAACCAGCCGAGGGCUGUGCCCCCUGUGGGCUGAGGCCAGUAAGAACACACAACCUGCACCUGCAUUAUGUAUGUUUCUGGCUUAUUUACCAGUACACUCCUACUUGCCACUCACAGACAACUGCAAGUUGAUCAUUUUCAUGCCCUCGGAUGUUUUUUGAUUUGUCUGUGGUGUUUUUUUUUUUAUUCACCUUUUAAUCUUCAUAUAUACUUUUCUUAUGGGCAACAAAUUGUUCUACUUGCACAGUUUUUUCUACUUGUAACAUGUCCGUGCAGAUUCUCAGUCAUCCAGGUCAUAGUAAGCUGAAAAAAAACGUAGAAUAAUCAACUGGAC
Monopterus albus (swamp eel) is the source of this 2021-nucleotide messenger RNA. RefSeq names its product ring finger protein, transmembrane 1 (gene rnft1). Gene Ontology annotation, biological process: positive regulation of ERAD pathway. Gene Ontology annotation, molecular function: ubiquitin protein ligase activity. Gene Ontology annotation, cellular component: endoplasmic reticulum. NCBI's taxonomy places the organism in Eukaryota, Metazoa, Chordata, Actinopteri, Synbranchiformes, Synbranchidae. The transcript has 9 exons. The coding region runs from base 288 to 1565 and encodes 425 amino acids. The record is from RefSeq and is a predicted model, not a curated record.